Molecule: messenger RNA, 7283 nt
Organism: Labeo rohita (rohu)
Lineage: Eukaryota; Metazoa; Chordata; Actinopteri; Cypriniformes; Cyprinidae
Gene: fhod3a
Product: formin homology 2 domain containing 3a
Exons: 29
Coding region: 225-4958 (1577 amino acids)
Biological process (GO): cardiac myofibril assembly; actin filament network formation; sarcomere organization
Cellular component (GO): cytoskeleton; cytoplasm
Molecular function (GO): actin filament binding
Source: RefSeq, a predicted model, not a curated record
UUCACCCGCCCGUGACACGGACACUCAGCGCUCAGCACGGGACGGGACGGAGCUUCUACUCGCUGCUGGUCGCUACUUCCACAUCUGUCCCAUUUCCGCGGCGCAGCGAAGGACGGACGCGGAUCCGGCGAAGGUCCCGCUGACUGUGCUGUGUUGUUGUCGUUACCGGGGAGGAAGGACGCGCUUGGAAACGGCGGCUGCGGCGGCCCGUGCAUGGAUGCAUCAUGUCUUCGUUUGUGUGCCGGGUUCAGUUUCUAGACGACACCGAUCCGUUCAACAGCACCAAUUUCCCCGAACCGACCCGACCUCCUCACUACACCUUCAGAGAAGAUAUUCCUCUCAUUAACCAGAUCGCAGGAGUCCACAGACUCCUCAAAGCUCCUCACAAGCUCGAUGACUGUGCUCUGCAGCUCUCUCACACCGGCGUAUAUCUGGAUCUGGAGUCGACGCUGGACGAGCAGAGAGAUGAACUGGAGGGAUUUCAGCAGGACGACUCUGCAGGGAGAGGAAAAAAGCAUAGUGUGAUUUUACGCACCCAGCUGAGCGUCCGUGUUCACGCGUGUAUCGAGAAGCUGUAUAAUUCCAAUGGCCGUGACCUGAGGAGGGCGCUGUUUUCCCUCAAACAGAUAUUCCAGGACGAUAAGGAUCUGGUUCAUGAGUUCGUUAUGGCUGAAGGUCUGACGUGUUUGAUCAAAGUCGGCGCUGAAGCGGAUCAAAACUACCAGAACUACAUCCUCAGAGCUCUGGGUCAGAUCAUGCUGUAUGUGGACGGGAUGAACGGGGUCAUAGGUCACAGCGAGACCAUCCAGUGGCUCUACCUGCUCAUUGGCUCAAAGUUUCGUCUGGUGGUGAAGACGUCUCUGAAGCUGCUGUUGGUGUUUGUUGAGUAUUCAGAGUCCAACGCAGCGCUGCUCAUCCAGGCCAUCAACGCCGUGGACACUAAGAGAGGCUGUAAGCUGUGGUCGAACGCUAUGGAGAUUUUAGCAGAGAAGGACGGUGUGGACACGGAGCUGCUGGUGUAUGUCAUGACCCUUAUUAACAAGACGCUGGCGGCGCUGCCCGAUCAGGACUCGUUCUAUGACAUGGUUGACGUUCUGGAGGAGCAGGGCAUGGAGAGCGUGUCUCAGCGUUACCUGGGCCGUAAAGGAACCGAUCUGGACCUGCUGGAGCAGCUCAACAUCUAUGAGGCGACUCUCCGGCACGAGGACGGCGAUGAGGACGCUUUGCCCCCGUCUUCCGGUCGACGGGACAGACGGCGCUCCAGCGUGGGCGGAACAGAGAGGCGGGGCUUGCAGAGACGCCGCAGCCGCAGGCAUUCGUUGGGCAGAUCAGGCCACGCCUCCCCGCUCAGCCCCGCCUCCCCACAACGCGCAAACUUCCAGCCGUUUAACGGACAGGAAAUCAACGAGAGAGCUCGUGUGAUGCAUGAAUAUCUCCCGGUGAUAGAGGAGGAUGAGGAGGAAACUCCCGUCACAGAGUCGGCUUCAGAUGAUAAUGAUGAUGAUGAUGAUGAUGAUCAGGGGGAAAUUAGGCCGUCUAAUCUCAGUAUCGUGAGCACAUCCGAGCACAGCAGCAAACACACACCUGAGAAGGAGGAGCAGAGGAGGGCCACAGAGGCCACGCCCCCUGCUGACUCCGCCCAGCCGUCGCUCCUGGCCAGUCUGCUGGCGCAACGCAGGUCGUCCGUCAGCGUCCCGCCGUCCAAUGAGAUCAGCCCUCAUCUGCGAGGCUCCACCCGCCUCCCGUAUCUGCCGCACUCGCCCUUCUUCCUGUUCUCCUACGAUCUGGAGGAGCAGGAGGAGAAACCGGCUCAGAAGGGCAGCAGGUCGUUCUCGGCUGUGAAUUCUCCAUCAACACCAGCCAAACAACACAAUGACAGACCUGCUCUGGGCGGCCUCCUGUCGUCCUCGUACCGUCAGCAUCAGGAGUCUCUGGCCGCGGAGAGAGAAAGACGGCGCGUGGAGCGAGAGGAGCGACUGCAGCGCAUCGAGAGAGAGGAGCGCAACCGACACAGUCGGGACUAUGUGUCGAACAUGGAGGAGGCCAGACACGCUCGAGAGGAGAGGUUUCGGACGGCCGAGCGAUUGGGGGCGGAAGAGUUCGAGCGAGAGCGAAUGCAUUCAGCGCCUCGAGGUCUCAAUCUCACUCUGAGCCCGGCGGACACCUGUCAGUCAUCCCGCAGUGCCACGCCCUCAUCUGUGACAUCACAGGACGAGGAGGACACGCCCGUCACGUCGUACCCGCCCUCUGAACCAGACACUAAUGAUCUAGAACCAGACGUGGAAGAGACUCUAGAACCUGAGGAGAAGGACGCAGAACCCAGAGAGGAACAGGACCAGGAACAGGAACAGGAAGAGGAAGUGGAGGAGAUAAGUGCUAAACAGGAAGUGGGUGGAGCCGAGGAGCAGGUUGCAGAGGAAGAGGAGGGGUCUGAGCGGGAAGCACCGGAUGGAGAAGCGGAAGACAGCGGGAUCUUGAGCGAUAAAGAACGACAGAACGAAGAAGUGAACGAGAAGGAUAACUGCUCUGCCUCCAGUAUAUCCUCAGCUAGUAGCACUCUAGAAAGGGAAGAUCGACUCACUACAGGUGGCGCAGAGACAGGUCAGUGGGCUCAGAGCGUCAAUGUGAAUGACCAACGAAACAAGAUCCUCAACAGCAAACUCUUCAUGCUGGACAUGCUCUACUCGCAGAGCAAAAAACCCUCAGAGGAAGACGAGGACGAAGACGAGGUGGUCGAGGACAAAGAGCAAGACGCAACUGAAAAAACUGAGGAUUCAUCGCAGGAUGUGACAUCACAGGAUGAGAAUGCCACUAAGAGUGAAGGAGACAAGAAAGUGGAGAACCAGAGCAACGUACGAGCGUUCGCCGAGCGCUUUGGAGACAUAGUGAAGGGUCUCACCUCUCCACCAAUAGAAGCGCACGAACCUCCUCCUCCUCCACCUCCACCUCCAAAAAAGGAGUCGGACUGCAUUUGGGACCAGCUGAUGGCGAGUCCACGGGAUCUGCGCAUCGGCGACAUCGACUUCACCGAUCUGGGAGACGAGGAUGACCAGGACGUCCUGGACUCUGGGAGUUUAUAUAGCUCUGGUGAUCUGCUUGCUCCGCCCCCUCCACCACCGCCCUGCCCCUUUAACCUCCCGGUCCCACCCCCUAUGUUUGGCUGCCCUCCGCCCCCUCCUAUGUUUAGCAUCCGUGUGCCUCCACCCCCUCCCUGCUUCUCCAACCAGGCUCCGCCCCCUCCUCAACAGCAGGCGGAGCAACCCCCGCUCUUCCAGAAGAAGAAGAAGACCAUCCGCUUAUUCUGGAGUGAAGUCCGGCCCGCCGACUGGAUCUACCGCAACCACAAAUGCAGCCAAGAGUCGCUCUGGUCCAGACUUGAUCCUAUCAAACUCGACACGGCUAAACUGGAACACCUUUUUGAGAGCAAAUCCAAGGAGAUGCCCGUGACUAAAAAAACGGCAGCGGAUGGGAAGCGGCAGGAGAUCAUCAUUCUGGACUCCAAACGCAGCAACUCCAUCAACAUUGGUCUGACGGUUCUUCCCCCACCGCGCACCAUCAAGACCGCCAUACUGAACUUUGACGAGUAUGCGCUCAACAAAGAGGGCAUUGAGAAAAUCCUGACGAUGAUUCCCACAGAGGAAGAGACGCAGAAAAUCCAAGAGGCUCAGCUGGCAAAUCCUGACAUUCCGCUGGGCAGCGCGGAGCAGUUCCUGCUGAACCUGUCCUCCAUCAGUGAGCUCUCAGCGCGCCUGCAGCUCUGGGCCUUCAAACUCGACUAUGAAGCGUCAGAGAAGGAAGUGGCAGAGCCGCUACAGGACCUGAAGGAGGGCAUGGAUCAGCUGGAGAAGAACAAAACGCUGCGCUUCAUCUUAUCGACUCUGCUAGCGAUCGGGAACUUCCUGAACGGCUCCAGUGCCAAAGGCUUCGAUCUGACGUAUCUGGAGAAGGUUCCUGAAGUGAAGGACACGGUUCAUAAGCAGUCGCUCCUGCAUCACGUCUGCAGUAUCGUGGUGGAGAAUUUCCCCGACAGCACAGACCUGUACUCUGAGAUCGGGGCCGUCACACGCUCCGCUAAGGUGGAUUUCGACCAGCUGCAGGAGACUCUGACUCAGAUGGAGUGGCGCUGCAAAGCAUCAUGGGACCACCUGAAAGUCAUCGCAAAGCACGAGAUGAAGCCGGCGCUGAAGCAGAAGAUGUCGGACUUCCUGAAAGACUGCGCCGAGAGAAUCAUCAUCCUCAAAACAGUCCACCGCAGGAUCAUGAACAGGUUUCAUUCGUUUCUGCUGUUUCUGGGUCACCCCGUGUACAGCGUUCGUGAAAUCAGCGUGACUCGCUUCAGUAAACUCAUCAGCGAGUUCGCUCUGGAGUACAGAACCACACGCGACCGCGUCCUCCAGCAGAAACAGAAACGCGCCGAUCACAGAGAGAGAAACAAGACGCGAGGAAAGAUGAUCACAGACAUCAGCACGCAGACGGAUGAUGAAGAGGACAGUGAGGCGGGUCGUGUGUGUGUGAGCAGCAGCAGUGGCGGCGUCAGCAGUGUUAGUGCGGCUCCUCCCGUGGGGCCGCAGACGGAGCCGCAGGGUUUGUGUCACGCUGAAGACGCGGCCGAACACGAGCAGAUGAAGGCCGUGCUGAAGGGAAGCCUGCAGAGCGCCGACAGCGACAGCGCCGGGAUGACGGGCCUGAGGUUGCGCACGCGCACACGCGCCAGCAGAGGCCGCACCGCAUGGGCCGCAGCGAACGAAGAGCCCCAGUGCGCGACGGACGACGGUGCCGACGAGAUCAUGGAGAGAAUCGUACGAUCGGCCACUCAGAGUCCCAGAGAACGAGCGCAACCCCGCGAACGACGACGCUCACGCGCAAACCGCAAAUCACUGAGGAGGACUCUGAAGGGCGGUCUGACCGCAGAAGAAGCUCAAGCGCUGGGAUUGGACACGUCAGAGAUGCCGGUGUAACGGGACGUCCCGUCCGAACCACACUGACGCUUUUGCCUUCAGCAGAACUCAUCUCAGGACAACAGACUCGCCAAGAUACCGCAGUAAAAACACCAUUUUAAUAAUCAGCAAAGCUCCGCCUCCAUCGCGUGUGUGUUUGAUUGUAAGCCACGCCCUCUCAUUACAUACCCGUCUCACCAGCCAAUCACAGGCCGUCACUGUGAUAAAUAGAAUCCCUUUACAGAAGUGUGUUUAGUUCAACAAAAGAUGUUUUUUUACCCCGACUGAACACUAACUCAGGGUUUGACCGUCGCUGACUUGGAAUUAUUUCUAUUUAAAACUUCAAAACGUAUGCUGAAAUGUGGCUUUAAAUGUUUAGUCACUCGAUUCACUUUAUGUUUGCAUCCGUCAGAUCAGCAAAACUGUGGAUUAUUUAUUGUUAGAUGCACAAUAUGAAGGUACAACUUUAUAAGAGACACUAAAUAUGUUUAUUUUUUAAAUUCUAGAUGUGGAUUUCAGACAGUUAAACACAUUUGAGAUAUACACAGACUCACACAGUGACUUUUUCAUCUCAGCUGCUCACAUUUACUAUUUCUUUCACUAUAUUGCAUGUUUAACCAUCAUAAUGCAUCUGUUUUGACCUGGAAGAAAUGCAUAAUAAUUUCUAAACAAUGCAUAGUUUUUAGACCCUCAGAAUAUACAUGGUUUGUUUAUUUUUUAUUUUAUUUAUCUUGAAAUACUUCUAACAACAACAACAACAACAAAAUGGUGAAAAUGAACGUAAAAUAAAAGUAUGUUAAAGAAGAAAAAACAAAAACUAAUGAAAUAAACAUGUCAAAUUUAAAAUAAAUAACGGUAAUAAUAAAAACAAUUAAACAGUCAAAUAAAAACCAUCUAAAAUACAAAAACACUUAGUGAAAAUAUUAAAAUCAUCAAAAUAAUUUAUUUUAUUUUUAUGAUAUCAUGAAUGUGCUUUAUUUGAUUUUUUUUUUUUUUUUUUGGUUUAUUUAUUUUACUUUUUCAGAUGCGUUUCAUGUUCGGGUCAUUUUUGACCCGGGCUUGUGUGGAGCUCCAUUAGAUGUCAAAAAUACUUUUGUAAAAUUAUCUAUGCAGUUAUAUUAGUGAUAAAAAAAUUCUGUUAAAUUCUCCAUAUCUCACACACUUUUAGACUAAAUUUGAACCAUUGCAGCAGGAAAAACAGACCAUUUUAAAGCUGAAAGUGAAUGUUUAUGCAAAUAAAAGAAUUUAUUUUGACUGAAAACUUUGAGAAAUAUUUGUUGUUUUGAUAGAAAUAACUAUAAAUAUGUUUUUGAGCAAUCAUGAAUUAUAAAUUUAAAUUCCAUUCAUUCCAGUGGGGGUAAUACUGAUAAUUCUCAAAUGAUAUGUUCUUAUAAAUUUCACACAAUGAUAUUUUCAAGUGAAAUUUCUUGUCAACAUUGACAAAAAUAUCUAGAUAUUUUGCAUCUUAGUUUUUUUGGUCUGGUCCGUGUGUAAUUUGAAAUUUAAAUAAAAAAAAUCUUUUUUUUUUAAAUUAAUAAUUAAAGGGUAAAUGUGGUGAUAAUGUUCAAAACACUGAUUUUUUCCCCCACAUUCACUCAUUAAUAUGACUGUUUAAUAAAAUGAUUAUUUGCAUGAGAAUAAUAUCAGAUUUUGAAUGCAUCAUGAGGGUUAAAUGACACAUAUAAUACUGGUGUUUCUUGUUUUGGUUCUUUAAGCAUCAGAGACAUUUGAGUAUUUUAUAGCAGAUUUCAAUGUGCCUUUGACACAGAAGGAACUAGAAUAACAAAGUAAUGGACUGUAAGUCACUCAUUCAUGUUUCUGAGAUGUUUCACAUGCAUUUACUUUCCGUUUGUGAGUUUUGUGUCGGUUCAUGCUGUCGUGAGAGCUACGUUGCACCUUAACGUCCAUUAUUAUUAUUAUGGGAAAGCGACUUUUAUGAACAAGUAAGGAUUUGUAUGAACUCUACAUCAGACGCGUUCUGUCUCCAAAACGUAUUCUAAAUGUACAAAAUGGUGAAAGUAUUUUUGAAGACUGUAAAUGUUAAUGCCCUGUUGUUUUCUUUUGUAAUUUCUGUAGAUUUGGUGUCUGAUAGUUAUUGUUUUUUUCUGUACAUGUUAAUUUAAGAAAGACAACCGAAGCCAUAAACGCCACGCACAGCAGCAGUUAAGACUAGUUUAGUUUACAGUGUUUGAACAGAGACUUGUGUUUGGUUUUACUUGCCUUUUCUUUCUUUCAACACAUGGAAUCUGAACUCAUUUUGCAGAAUUGAAGCCUUGUACGGUUACAUUUUUCACUUUGAUCUGCAUGUGUCACACCCUGCAAUAAAACCCUUUCUGAAGUAAGACA